UCUCCGGCCAAGUGGGGAGCGGGCGGCGGGCGGGCAGGUGGCCCCGGGCCGCCGCGCCCGCGCCUUGGCUCUGCCCCCGGGAGCCGAGCGAGCCGCUGCUCCCUCGUGGUGUGAGGGCGGUGAUGUUUUUCCUCCCACCCACUUUUGAGUCCCCCCUCCCCCCUCGCGCGCACUCUAGCUCUCGCCACAACCUGCGAGCCCCAGACCUCGGAGGAGCGCCCCGGGGAGCUCGGAGCGCGUGCACGCGUGGAAGACGGAGCAGGCCAGUGGCCAGGAGCUUGAAUAUACCAGGCCCUGACAGUUUUGAGUGGCCUCUUGCAGUGACCAAAAUGAGAAAAAAGUGGAAAGUGGGGGGCACAAAGUGCAUCUUUUCCUUGUUGCUGUUCUUUCUUUUCCUAGAAGGAAGCAAAACAGAGCAAGUAAAACAUUCAGAGACAUAUUGUGUGUUUCAAGACAAGAAGUACAGAGUGGGUGAGAGAUGGCAUCCUUACCUGGAACCUUAUGGGUUGGUUUACUGUGUGAACUGCAUCUGCUCAGAGCUGGAGCCAGAAAGGCUAGAAACACCACAAAGCCAGGCCAGGAGGAGCUUUUGUCCGCAGUUGGCGGGAGGCUUUGGAAACGAGAGCAGUGGUGACCCCAGCUUCAGAAAGAUAUGCCAGCCAGCUAUCCACCAACCCAGCAGACGUGCUAGUGAUGAGAAAAGGGAAGAAAAUGCUGAUUUCAUUCAGCUCCUUGGGAAUGCGUCAUUCGCUGUCUGGAAUGGGAAUGUGCUUUGCAGCCGAGUCAGAUGUCCAAGCCUUCACUGCGUCUCCCCUGUGCAUAUUCCACAUCUGUGCUGCCCGCGCUGCCCAGAAGACUCCUUACCCCCAGCGAACAACAAGGUGACCAGCAAGUCAUGUGAGUACAACGGGACCACUUACCAACAUGGUGAGCUGUUCAUGGCUGAAGGGCUCUUUCAGAACCGGCAACCCAAUCAAUGCACCCAGUGCAGCUGUUCGGAGGGAAACGUGUAUUGUGGUCUCAAGACUUGCCCCAAGUUAACCUGUGCGUUCCCAGUCUCUGUUCCGGAUUCCUGCUGCCGGGUGUGCAGAGGGGAUGGAGAAUUGUCGUGGGAACAUUCUGAUGGUGAUAUCUUCCGGCAACCUGCCAACAGAGAAGCAAGACAUUCUUACCACCGAUCUCACUACGACCCCCCACCAAGCCGACAGGCUGGAGGUCUGCCCCGCUUUCCUGGGGCCAGAAGCCACCGAGGAGCUCUCAUGGAUUCCCAGCAAGCAUCGGGCACCAUUGUGCAAAUUGUCAUCAACAACAAACACAAGCACGGACAAGUGUGUGUUUCCAAUGGAAAGACUUACUCCCAUGGCGAGUCCUGGCACCCCAAUCUCCGGGCAUUUGGCAUUGUGGAGUGUGUGCUGUGCACUUGCAAUGUCACCAAGCAAGAGUGUAAGAAAAUCCACUGCCCCAACCGGUACCCCUGCAAGUAUCCUCAAAAAAUAGAUGGAAAGUGCUGCAAGGUGUGUCCAGGUAAAAAGGCAAAAGAAGAACUUCCGGGCCAAAGCUUUGACAGUAAGGGCUACUUUUGUGGAGAAGAAACCAUGCCUGUGUAUGAAUCUGUGUUCAUGGAGGAUGGGGAGACCACCAGAAAAAUAGCCCUGGAGACCGAGAGACCACCUCAGGUGGAGGUGCACGUUUGGACCAUCCGAAAGGGCAUCCUCCAGCACUUCCAUAUUGAGAAGAUCUCCAAGAGGAUGUUUGAGGAGCUCCAUCACUUCAAGCUGGUGACCAGGACAACGCUGAGCCAGUGGAAGAUCUUCACUGAAGGAGAAGCUCAGAUCAGCCAGAUGUGUUCGAGUCGUGUGUGCAGAACUGAGCUUGAAGAUUUGGUCAAGGUUUUGUACCUGGAAAGGUCUGAAAAGGGCCACUGUUAGACGAGACAGGCGGUAUUGGAUAGGAUAGAGCAAGAAAAAUCAAGCCGCAGCUGGACUGCAGGCUUAUUUUGCUUAAGUCAACAGUGCCCUAAAACCCCAAACUCAAAUGCAGUUUAUUAUUCACGUCAUGCACAGCAUAACUUGCUCCUUUAUGUGUCAGUCCUUAAACAUCUCCUCCAAAGAGACUGGGAGAGUCUUGAAUUAUUUGUGGGAGGAAGAGGGAUAGAACACCACAGCACUGCUCUAAGUUUCUGGGAGAAUCACAUUUCUUUACAGGUUAAAGAGUAAACAAAACCCUAGGGUUUCUAUCUAGAAAGUUAUUCCAGUGAAAGAAACAGGAGAGAAAUGCUUAGUAGGAGUUCUGUAGUACAGAGAAAAUAUUUGUAUGAAAUCAUACUCUUUGAAUUUUAGAAUGUCUUGUGUUUUUUU
Messenger RNA from Leopardus geoffroyi (Geoffroy's cat), 2357 nucleotides. RefSeq names its product chordin like 1 (gene CHRDL1). The transcript is spliced from 13 exons. The record is from RefSeq and is a predicted model, not a curated record. The coding region runs from base 123 to 1928 and encodes 601 amino acids. NCBI's taxonomy places the organism in Eukaryota, Metazoa, Chordata, Mammalia, Carnivora, Felidae. Gene Ontology annotation, molecular function: protein binding.